Messenger RNA from Oryza brachyantha (malo sina), 1321 nucleotides. RefSeq names its product D-amino-acid transaminase, chloroplastic-like. The transcript is spliced from 5 exons. Gene Ontology annotation, molecular function: catalytic activity. Gene Ontology annotation, biological process: carboxylic acid metabolic process. The record is from RefSeq and is a predicted model, not a curated record. Bases 84 to 1118 code for a protein of 344 amino acids. Lineage: Eukaryota; Viridiplantae; Streptophyta; Magnoliopsida; Poales; Poaceae.
CUGAACUCGUGCUCUUCUAGCUGCUCUCUCUGAACUUCUGAAUUGCAAGCACUGCAGCAUCUCUUGCGUUGGCGAUCGACAGGAUGCAAGGUGAGCAGGGUCACCAUGGCCAUGUCCCUGUCUACGCGUCAGGCUCCGAGGUGCUCGAAAAGCUUCAGGAGAAAUGGAAGUCCACGAAGCAGCAGAGAUACCCGGCGGCGAUGUACUCCAGCGUCGUCGGCGGCAUCAUCCUCGACCCGUCGAUGAUGGUCAUCCCCAUCGACGAUCACAUGGUCCACAGAGGCCACGGCGUGUUCGACACCGCCAUGAUUUCUGACGGGUACCUGUAUGAGCUGGAUUCGCAUUUGGAUCGGCUGCUGAUAUCUGCAGCUAAAGCAAAGAUCGGCUCUCCGUUCUCCCGCGAAACUCUUCGCGCCAUCUUGGUGCAGAUGGCGGCUGCGUCCAAGUGCAGGAAUGGCUCGAUCAAGUACUGGCUCAGCGCCGGCCCCGGCGACUUCCUCCUCUCGCCGAAGGGGUGCACGGACCCGGCGUUCUACGCCGUCGUCAUCGCGUCCGGCGGCGCUCCGGCACCGGCCGCCGGACAUCCCCGGCUCAGGGAGGGCGUCAGGGCGGUCACGUCGGCGGUGCCGAUGAAGCACCCGUUCUUCGCGGCGAUGAAGAGCGUCAACUACCUGCCGAACGCGCUGGCCAUGGCGGACGCCGAGGAGCGCGGCGCGUACGCGUCGGUGUGGGUGGACGACGCCGGGGGCGUGGCGGAGGGGCCCAUGAUGAACGUGGCGUUCGUCACGCGGGGCGGCGACCUCGUGGUGCCGGCGUUCGACAGGGUCCUUAGCGGCUGCACGGCCAAGCGGGUGCUCGCGCUGGCGCCCCGGCUGGUGGACGCCGGCGUGCUCAGGAGCGUCGCCGCGGUGGGCAUCUCCGCCGCCGAGGCGAGGAGGUGCGCCGAGAUGAUGUUCGUCGGGAGCGGGCUCCCGUUGCUGCCCGUCGUCGAAUGGGAUGGUCAACCGGUUGGUGAUGGUAAAGUGGGGAAAGUCGCUCUCGCGCUGUCAGACAUGCUCUGCGAAGACAUGAAGACUGGUCCAGAAAGAGUUCUUGUUCCUUAUGAUCAAACGAGCUAGAUGACGACUCAUUUAGGAACUAUGCAAGACCAACACUGAACAACAACAAUAUGCUUCCAUUUAUAAUGAACCAAGUUCUGUUGUACUAUUUUUUCUAGAGAAGAGGGCCACUUGGUCCAGCGUUUACUAAGGGACUGUUUCAGGUACUUUUUUUUUUAAGGCUUUUGUCACAUCCGAUGCUUGGACGUUAAUCAGGAGUAUUA